Physella acuta is the source of this 975-nucleotide messenger RNA. Its product is annotated as salivary glue protein Sgs-3-like. Lineage: Eukaryota; Metazoa; Mollusca; Gastropoda; Physidae. The record is from RefSeq and is a predicted model, not a curated record.
AUGCUUGCAUUUAUAUUUUAUUUUAGAAUAACUACAACUACAGUACCAACAACGAAGAUAUCAACAACCACACCACCUACAACCACUCAACCAACAACAACAACCACAGUACCAACAACGAAGACAUCAACAACCACACCACCUACAACCACUCAACCAACAACAACAACAACUACAGUACCAACAACGAAGAUAUCAACAACCACACUACCUACAACCACUCAACCAACAACAACAACCACAGUACCAACAACGAAGAUAUCAACAACCACACCACCUACAACCACUCAACCAACAACAACAACCACAGUACCAACAACGAAGACAUCAACAACCACACCACCUACAACCACUCAACCAACAACAACAACAACUACAGUACCAACAACGAAGAUAUCAACAACCACACUACCUACAACCACUCAACCAACAACAACAACCACAGUACCAACAACGAAGAUAUCAACAACCACACCACCUACAACCACUCAACCAACAACAACAACUACAGUACCAACAACGAAGAUAUCAACAACCAUGCCACCUACAACCACUCAACCAACAACAACAACCACAGUACCAACAACGAAGAUAUCAACAACCACACCACCUACAACCACUCAACCAACAACAACAACCACAGUACCAACAACGAAGAUAUCAACAACCACGCCACCUAUAACCACUCAACCAACAACAACAACCACAGUACCAACAACGAAGAUAUCAACAACCAUGCCACCUACAACCACUCAACCAACAACAACAACCACAGUACCAACAACGAAGAUAUCAACAACCAUGCCACCUACAACCACUCAACCAACAACAACAACCACAGUACCAACAACGAAGAUAUCAACAACCAUGCCACCUACAACCACUCAACCAACAACAACAACCACAGUACCAACAACGAAGAUAUCAACAACCAUGCCACCUACAACAACUCAACCAACAACAACAACCACAGGA